AUGGAUUUCCACCAACAACAACUUAAUUGGAAAAACUUUGAGGCUUUUCAAAAAAAACUAAAUGAUGACAGUGACGAAGAUGAUGAGGAAGAAGAGUUUAAUAAUAUCCAGUAUUUACAGGAUGAAGAUUUGUUUGUCGAUAGUCUAUUCAAAUACAAACCAAGUUAUAUUUACAAUAAAAUAGCACAACUAAUUAGUAAUGGGGAGUUAGAAACAUUCGAAAAGUUAAAGCAAACAUACAGCGAUUCAACUUCAAGAUCCAUUUGUGGGAAAGUUUGGAAAGGAAAUUCUCAUAUUUAUAAAUGUUUAGACUGUCAAAUUGAUGAAAACUGUGCUAUAUGCGUUGACUGCUUUGAAGAAGAUAAACAUAUUGGACAUCGAUAUAGACUCAUACCAUCGGCAAAUGGGUGUUGUGAUUGUGGUGAUCUAAGUGCUUGGAAAAAAGAGGGUUGCUGCUCGUUACAUGUAAAGAGAGAAAAAGAAAGUGAUGAUAAAAAUAAACUAUUACCAGUAAAAACAGUUGAUAUUUUAGUUAAUUUGGUUUUGAAAAAACUUUUAAAAGAAAUUACUAAACCUCAAUAUACAAAAAAAGCAGACUCUAUUAUCGAGGUAUUGAAUCAAUUCAUAGAUGUUUUUGGUGAUCAGUUUACAAUGCUUUUGGGUAAUUCAAUUAUUGAAACAGGUGACCAACAUUCAAGACAGAAAGUUUUAAAAUCAUUUUGCGAAUUUACAUCAAAACCGGAAUCAAACUUGGAAAAGUUUAUAAUUUCAUUAUUCAUAUGCAGCGAAUUCAGAGAUAUGUUGGCAUUAUCAAUGACUGAAGCUUUUGAUAACGAAAAAUACGAUUCAAAUUUAUCUGUUCAAUUAUUCACUGUAGAUUCAACUGCUUUAAAAAUUGUUUCAACAAACAAAUUUAAACAUAUUGUAAAUAAUUUUUAUAAAUCGAUUUACAAUACAAGAGGUUCAGUUAAUAAUAAUAAUAAUAUUAAUAACAAUAACAAUAACAAUAACAAUAACAAUAACAAUAACAAUAACAAUAACAAUAACAAUAACAAUAACAAUAACAAUAAUAAUAACAAUAAUACAGAUAACAAUAGUUUGGAUAUUUUAAAAACUUCAUUAUCAAAUUCUACAGAAAAUUUAGAACAACAACAACAAGAAAAACACAAUCAACAUUUAUUUAGUUUAUUAAAUAAUGAUUCAAUUAAUGUCAAUCCAUUUGAGUAUUUUCAAAGAGUCAAUCCAAUAAAUCCCUACCUAUUAAAAACCAAUUAUUUCAAGCCAAUGGUUUCAAUUUCUUAUAUACUCAGAACCAAAUCAAGUUUCCUUUGGUUAUUAAAGAAUCCCAAUCUUUUAUUAAGAUGCUUUGACGCAUUGGGAUUAACAGAGUCCAUGAAUCCAAAUACUCGUUUAACAACAAGCCAUAUCGAAUUUGAUGAUCCAUCUUGGAGAACCUGUUUAUCUUUAGAGUUUUCAAUACAAAGAAAUAUAAUAAGAUCAAUUUUUAAACAAAUGGAAGAUAAUUAUCAAAUGGUCACAGAGAAUGAGGCUAUAGUGAUAAGAGAUCAUAUUUUAAAUAGAAUUCUUCAAUUUUACCAAGCAAGUGGAUCCUAUGAUAAAAGCAAUAAAUGGAAAAAGGGCAUUAAAGAACAAAUAAUACCAGAAUAUAGAGUUUCAAAGCAACCUGUUUCAAUACAUAUCCCACUCCAUCGUGCCCUCUUCAAAAUACUACACUUCCAAUCAAUAUAUUUUAAACGUUCACCAAGAGAGAUAUUAAAGUCUAUUUCAUCAUCACCAUACUUUGAAUCUAUUCUCAUCGAACAUAUUCUCAGAACAUUGGUAUUAUCAUACCAAUAUAAAGCUGGUAUGUGGGUAAGAAAUGGGGAUUCAAUAGCCAAUCAAAUUGCCAAUUAUCAGCAUGGAUCAUGCGAUUUAAAUUCAACAGAUGUUUAUUUACUUCAAUAUGUUGUAUUAUCAAUGGAUACCAAACAAUUCUAUUCACAAAUAUUAGAUCGUAGUGAAUUAUCGUCCUGGUUUGUUUUGGAUGGCUAUGUUAAUGAUGAAAAUAAUUCUUCACCAUUGUUUUUAUCAAAAUUAAAUAAACUUUUUAAUAAUGAUGCAGUUGGUACCAAUAAUAAUAAUAAUCAUCCAUUAUUAAAUAUGAACCAUUCAAGACAUAGAUCUGAAUCUGACCGUUCAAGUACUUCAGUGGCAGAAAGAUUUUUGGAAUCAAUUAUUUGGUUAGUUGUUGAUCGUGCAAAAUUAUCAAAUCUUUCACCAGAAAAAUUAUUACGUAAAGAAUUAAUCCAUAUUUUGGCGAUAAGACCACAGACAUACUCUGAAUUGUAUCCACAAGUUUCUGAUGAGUUUGGUGAAUCAAAUGAAUUGGAUGAUACCCUUCAAGAGAUUUCAGUUUAUCAAAGUGCAACAACUACCGAAGCUGGUAAAUAUCGUUUGAAAACUGAAAUUUGGAAGGAAUGGAAUUACUUUAAUCCUCAUUAUUUAAAGAAUGAACAGCAAAAAUCCGAAGAAAAUUUCCAUGCCCAUUGUAGAAAAGAAAAAAUUGAAAAUAUACAUGCCAAACCCCUUGUACCUCUAGAAAAACCAUUAGAAAUGUUUAAAGGAAUUGAAAUAAUUCUUCAUUCAGAAAUCCUUCAUACAAUUCUCUUUAGUGUUAUUUAUAAUAAUUUAUCAGGCUCAAUUAAAACUUCAGAUUCAUUGCUAUCCUCAUCUCUCUAUUUAUUAUAUCUUUCAUUAGAAACCUACAAAGAAAAUAAACUAAAUCGCCAACAAAGAGAAAAAGAGGUAAAACCAAAUAAGAACCAAAAAUAUGUAAAUUUAAAUAAUAUAAUUAAUGAUAUAGUUCCUAAUAAUUUCAAUCAACAAAAUACAGUAUUAUCACCACCUCCACCAAAAUCAUCAUCACCACCUAAAUCAUCAUCGCCACCAAAGUCAUCAGGAUUUUUCAAUUCAUCAUUCCAAAUGAAAUCAUCAUCACCACCAAAAUCAUCAUCACCACCAAAGUCAAUGAUUUCAUCCUAUCAAAACAAUGUAUCAACACCAAUUAGCAUUGCAAAAUCUCUUGGCCUUGUUUCAUCCAAACCACAACAUGAUAUUUUAGAUAUUGGUCUUACUAGUGAUGAUAUUUUGAAGAAUCUUGUCCAACCAGUCAAACAGGCAACAACAUUCCUAGGCUCUCCAAAUACUAUAACAUUUAUUUCCAUGCUUAAUCAAAUGAACUCAUUAUCAAAAUUUGAAACACACCAUCCAUUAAUUUCAAAAAUUUUAAAUCAUGAAAUAUUAGAAAAUUUAAAUAAUUCUAGCAUAAACUCAAGUAGUGAAGGUUUAUCAAAAUCACCAUUAUCAACCCCAUUGAACGGUGAAGCAGCAUCAAAUCAAAUGAAAGAAAUUGCAAUGAAAAAACAAAUGGAAAUGAUGAGAUUAAUGAAAGAGCAACAAAAGAAGUUUAUUAAAAAUAAUGAAUUUGAUGAUUAUGAAGAUGAUGAUCAAGAAGAUAGUGACCAAAAUGACGAUGACCAAGAUGAUAGCGAUGAAGAAUAUUACAGCGAUACCAAUGACGAUAGUAUGGUAGAUUCAAAUAAAGAGCUAUUCUAUUUCGAACAAGAUGAGGCUUCUUCAGAUUUAGGUAAUUGUGUAAUGUGCAGGGAUGUACUAAGUGUUAAUAAAACUACAAACAACAUUGGCUAUAUUGGUAAUUUACACAAAUACUCUUUAUUAUCAUACAUACCAUUACUUUCAUGCGAUCCAUCCGUUUCUCAAGAGAACAGAAGAAUCGAAAAGAUUUUUCAAUCCAAAGCACCAAAUAAAGAAUUUGAUGACUCUUUAUCAAUCGAUAUGAACGAUACCGAUGCACCUUUUAUCAACUAUUGUUCUCAUCUCAUCCAUAUUGGUUGUAUAGAUAGUUUAAUCGAGGGUAAUCAUAAUGGUCAAUCAAGGGUAAGAGAUCCACUGAAGUUACAAAGUUUCCAAUGUCCAGUUUGCAGAGGUCCUUCCAAUAUUGUUGUUCCAUUUUCAAAACAAAGAAUUUCAACAAUUAAACUAACCCAAUAUUUAAAACAAACUAAAUCUAAACAAAAAGCACUUGGACAACCAAUCGAAGAACCAGAACAGAAUUUUAUUAAACAGCAAUUUAAUAAUUGGUUACAAUCAGUAUUGGAAUGUAAAAAUUUAGACACCUCCUCACCAAUGAAUACCGAACAAGAACAACAAAAAUAUGAUAAUUUCAUUAUACUUAUUUACCAAAAUUCAACCAUUAGCAAAUCAAAUAUUGAUCAAAUUGAACAUUUUUGGAAUAUAUUUAACUCCUCUAUUUCGGCAUAUGAAAUUUCAAAAAGAAAGAAUGGCUUUGAUUUAAAUAGUUUUAAAUUAAUUAGAAAACCAUUUAAUAAUUUAAUAAAGAAAUGUGUCGAACAGUCAUCCAACAACCUUGAACAGAGAAUAUAUGACCUUCAACAACUAGUUAAUAUUCUAUCAAAUACCUUUAAAGACUCUGUUAAAUUUAUUAAAUUAGAUAUGUUUGGUUUGUUUACAAGAUUCUAUUUUUCAAAUGAAUCAUUAUUUACUUUAAGAAGCAAUAUGGAUAAUGGUAUUAAGAUUCCAAACUCACCAAUUUCAUUUUUAAUCUCGUUAUUCUUUAUUGGCACAUUAUUACAAUCCAUCAUUUAUCACUAUAAAUUUAAUAAUUUGGAAAAAAUUUUAGAAUUUUUUAAUUCAAACGAUAAUUGUUUGGCAAAUUUAGACCAAGAAAUUAAAAGAAUUUGUUUGUCAUUUUUAAGAAGAAUUUGCUAUUUUAUAAUAUGUAUUGAUACCAGCAUCGAUCAUGCAGAAAAUAUUAAUAAUAAUAAUAAUAGUAAUCAACUUGAUACAGAAUUUGAAACAUUAUUAAAAUUAAUAAAGAGAUCAAGUGGUGCAGAUUUAUCAAUAGACUCAAUUAUAUUUAGAAAUCCAGUGGUAAACAAAUUAAUUGGCGAAUAUUGGUUAUCCCCAACAAAUAUAAACUUGGAUAUCCCAAAUAUCCACCAAUUAAAUCUUCCAUUAAGAAGUUGGAAAGAAUUUUCAAUCAAAACAGAGCUACCACAAGAUUAUUUGAAAUUCUUUUUAGAAAACACCACAAAGAAGAAUUGCUCAGAAUGUGAUAAUAAAAAUGGUACAGUAAAAUUAAUCAUUGAUGACCAUCGUUCAGGUAAAAUCGUUAUCGAAUUAAUCGGUCGUAUCAACAAAUGUGGUGUCAUCUCACCAAGAUUCGACGUUACCCUCGAUGAAAUCGAAAAAUGGGCCAGUUAUUUAUUACCAUCCCGUCAAUUCGGUCAUAUCGUCCUUACCACCUCACUUGGUAUCAUGGAUCAUGAAGAAUGUAAGAAGAGUCACACUGGUGGUAAACUCCUCUGUUUCUUCUAUUAA
Molecule: messenger RNA, 5421 nt
Organism: Dictyostelium purpureum
Lineage: Eukaryota; Evosea; Eumycetozoa; Dictyosteliales; Dictyosteliaceae
Exons: 5
Coding region: 1-5421 (1806 amino acids)
Biological process (GO): ubiquitin-dependent protein catabolic process via the N-end rule pathway; translation; protein ubiquitination
Cellular component (GO): ubiquitin ligase complex; cytoplasm; ribosome
Molecular function (GO): ubiquitin protein ligase activity; structural constituent of ribosome; zinc ion binding
Source: RefSeq, a predicted model, not a curated record